AUGGGUGCUUGCUGCUCUUCUAAAAAACGAAAGAACCAGGUAGGUCUUUUUUUUUUGGGCAAAGGAAGGGAAAUAGAAUUUUAUUUCGAAAAAUUGUACACUUGUUAAAUCGUUGCGCAAAUAUGUACUCGUUCGAUUCAAAUACACAUCAAAAUGUGUUUUUUUUUUGAAAAAUUUAGGAGAAUCAAAAAAAGAAACAGUUUGCAGUGCAAAGUGAAAAAAAAUGAAUUUUUCAAAUUUUUUGUUCGCUUUUUUUGGUGAUAAGAACUUUGAAUUUAUGUUUUAUAUCAUAUUCGAAGGGCAAAAAUCAGAUCAUUGUUGGAAAACAAAAUAAAAACGAACGAAAUUGGAGAUGAGAUUAUUCAGAACCUGUUUUUCUCGUUGUUGUUGUUUUUGUUUUGGAUAUGAUUGAUUCCAGUACCACAAUUUUGUACAAUAUUUUGUAGAACAAUAGACUAUAGUCUAGUUCUGUUUCACACAAAUAUUGAAUAGAACAACAAUUUCAAAGUUGAGAAUUGCAAAAAUAAUUGGUUGCAUAGGUUCGAUGAUCAUUAGAACAAUAAAUGUUCGGUCGAAAAACAUGAGAAUUGUAAUAUACUGCAAAAAUGUCUCAUAGAGAAUUAUUUUCAAAUUUGCUUUUUAGAAUAUAAUAUUCUUCAAAAACCUUCAUUUCCAAUUCAUAGAAAAUGCAAAACAAAACAAUUGUGAAAAAAAUUGAAUCAAUUUUUCUUGUAGAAAAAUGAACAACAUUAAUGGUAAACAAGAAACUCAGCUUCAUCCGACAUUUUUAAAAGUGUUGUAAUUUUUGUAGUUUAGUUUGGCAAAACUUUUUCUUUUCAAAAUCAAAUAUUUUAUGUUUAUUUCUUUGAAAGUCUUCUAAGUUUUGAAAUUUCAGUCUUUCUUCAAUUACAAACAAAAUUCAAAUUAAUCAUAGAUUCAUAAAUCAAACAUUUUGCAAAAUUUUUUAUGACUCAUAAUAAACUUCUAAAAAAUUCCAAUAUUUUCAAGUGUUUAUUUUCAGCCGUUGUCACAACAAAAAUAUAAGAAGAAGAAUAACUUUAUCGAUGUUUGUUUAGUGUCGAUUUCGCCCCAAUAUAUAUUUUUUAACAUUUUUCUUACAAAAAUCGAAAGUUUUCAACCGCAAAAUCUCUUCUUUGUCUCUCUAUAUUUCUGCCUGUUUGUUUUUAUUUACCGGUUCUACCUUUGGCCAAUUAUAAAAAAUCUAUAAAAAACCAACAACGGCGACAUUUUGCCAUUAUUUUUUUUCAUUUUUACAAAUAUGAACUUUUUUCGUAAAGUUUUUAACAUCAAAAAUAAGAAUAAGGUGAGUAGAAACUGGAACAAAUUUUCAAUUUUUAUUUUUGAACUAAAAUAGAUUUACAAAAUCUUGAUUUUCCAGGGAGAUGUCGGAGAGAUCGGAGAAGACGAUUUGAAAGGCAUCUUCAGAGAAUUCGAUCUUAAUGGUGAUGGAUUCAUCCAAAGGGUUAGUUCUAAAUUUUUCAUCUUCAGUUUUUCUAUCAAUUUUCUCUCGUUUCAUUUUUCCAGGAAGAAUUGAGAGCAGUGAUGCAAAAAAUGAACCAAAGUCCAACUGAAGAAGAAUUGGAUGCAAUGUUCCGCUCAGCUGAUAAGGAUAAUGAUGGAAAUAUUGAUUUCACCGGUCAGUUUUUUGGGACGUACUUAUUUAGAAACCAGUUUGGAAACAAAAAAUUUCUCUAAUUGGCUAGAAUUUUUGUUUGUUUUUUUCUCAAUCAGGAACUAUAUAUUUACAAGACAACAAUUUUGGUUUGAAAUAGAAAUUGACAAAACAUUUUUCUUUCAUUAAAAAUCUAUAGAUCCACUAAAAACUUUGAUAUUUUGUAGAAUUCCUAGUGAUUGCGCGUGCUAAUCCAAUUUCACUAACACUUCGCGCCGUCUUUGACGAACUUGAUGUUGACGGAGAUGGUUAUAUUACACGAUCUGAACUUCGAACCGCUUUUCAAAGAAUGGGACAUUCUUUGAGUGAUCAAGACAUCAAAGCUAUUUAUAAACAUGUUGACCAAAAUAAUGAUGGACGAAUCAAUUUUGAUGGUUGGUUUAGUUUUUUUUUUGAAAUAUUUUUUUCAGUUUUUUUUUGAUUCACAUAGAUCUUGUCAACUUUUUCUUUAAAAUCUUCAUCUUAAACAAUAACCUUAUUUAUUACAGAGUUCUGUGAGAUGAUCAAUCGUAAGAAAAACUGA
This is a messenger RNA of Caenorhabditis angaria, 2216 nucleotides long. The record is from the annotation of a GenBank genome assembly. Lineage: Eukaryota; Metazoa; Nematoda; Chromadorea; Rhabditida; Rhabditidae.